UCCCCCGAGGCUGAGUGGAACAGAGGAGGAGCUUCGGGACUGAGCCAAGUUCCACAUUCACAAGCCAGAAGCUGCAGGGAGAGGGGAGCAGGGAGACAGAAAAGGAGAGUGAGGGGACAGGAGGAAGCAAGGAACAGGGGACAGCUGCCUGGGGAGGGAGGCAGAACGGAGAAGGAGGCAGAAGGGAGAGGCAGAAACAGUCUUGGGUCAAAAGAGGAAGACCGAGGAGCAGGCAGGCUGCAAAAUGACAUUGCUCCUGUGGCUGUCAUCUGACUGGAGCAGCAUUGCUGUGCUGGGAGUUUUCCUUACCGUCUUCACCUUGGUUUUUGAUUUCAUGAAGCGCAGAAAGAAGUGGAGCCGGUACCCGCCAGGCCCCAUGUCGCUGCCGUUCGUCGGGACCAUGCCGUACAUCGACUUCAACAACCCGCACCUCUCCUUCAACAAGUUUCACAAGAAGUUCGGAAACAUCUUCAGCCUGCAGAACUGCUGGACCAAUGUGGUGGUGCUGAAUGGGUACAAAACCGUGAAGGAAGCCCUGGUCCACAAAGCAGAUGACUUUGCUGACCGGCCGUACUUCCCAACGUAUGAACAUGUGGGCUACGGAGAUAAAUCUGAAGGGAUUGUUGUAGCAAGAUACGGGCAUGUCUGGAAGGAGAUAAGGAAAUUCACACUCUCUACCUUGAGGGACUUUGGAAUGGGAAAGAAAUCCUUGGAGGAGCGAGUGACCGAGGAAGCAGGAUUCCUGUGCUCUGCAAUCAAAGCAGAAGAAGGUCGCCCUUUCGACUUACGUUUUCUUGUAAACAAUGCAGUCUGCAACAUGAUCUGCAGCAUCAUCUAUGGAGGGCGUUUUGACUACGGUGAUGAGGUGUUCAGGAAAAUGGUAGCUUUGUUUGAAAACUCCCUGAGUGAAGAAGCCGGAUUCCUGACUCAGUUUCUUAAUGUGAUGCCCAUUUUGUUGCGCAUCCCUGGACUGCCGCAGAAAGUCUUUCGGGCAAAAGCAUACAUGGACUUCAUAGACGUUCUCAUACAGAAGCACAUGGAGACCUGGAACCCUGAACACACCCGAGACUUCACUGAUGCGUUUUUAAAGGAGAUGUCGAAGGGUAAGGAGGCUGAAGAGAAUGGCUUCAAUUACAACAACCUGCGUCUGGUGACCGCAGACUUGUUUGCAGCUGGUUCUGACACCACCUCCGCCACCCUCCGGUGGGCAUUUCUCUACAUGCUUUUGCACCCAGGAACACAGAGUAAAAUCCACAAAGAGAUUGAUAUGGUGAUUGGAAGAGAGAGGUCACCCACCAUGAUGGACCAAGUGAACAUGCCCUACACCAAUGCCGUGAUCCACGAGGCACAGCGCUGUGGGGACAUCGCUCCUGUUGGGCUACCUCACAUGGCAUACCGGGACACCGAGCUUCAGGGUUACUUCAUUCCCAAGGGGACAACAGUCAUCACCAACUUGUCUUCCGUGCUGAAGGAUGAGUCAGUCUGGAAGAAACCAAAUGAGUUUUACCCUGAACACUUCCUGGACGUGAACGGGCAGUUUGUGAAACCGGAGGCCUUCAUGCCUUUCUCAGCAGGUCGACGUGUCUGCCUGGGGGCACAGCUGGCCAGGAUGGAGCUCUUCAUCUUCUUCACCACUCUCCUGCAGCAAUUCACCUUCAUGCUCCCCGAGGAUCAGCCCAGGCCACGGACGGAUGGCUACUUUGCCCUCAUAAAAUGCCCACACCCAUUCAAGCUGCGAGCUAUCCCAAGAUAAGUGCACACCACUCCCCUUUCACUCAGAGACCACCACAAAGUGCUGUCAGAAAUGCAGCAGGUCUAGGCAGGAUGAUGCCAAGUCCCACUUAAGACCACCUAAACCUGUGCAGAUGUCCCUAGCAGUGUAAAGAACGCUGUAGCCCAGUAUAUAGCUCAGCUUAAUUCCCAUCCUGGAUCGUGAAUCACACAGCCAUAGCACAUUACAGGUGAUGGUCACAUUUGCAAGGACGUAUAUAACCAAUAAACCAGUUCUGCUGUACUUUGGGCUCUCGUUGCAGAAACAGUUUACCGAGCACUUGGCUACUGGGAGAGUAUUAGCCCUGCCUUAUUGUGUACUGAAAUACGAAGGUAUCUGGGGUGAAAGAUAACCCCGGGGUCCUGCCAAUUCUAGGAGGAAAACCAACCAAACAAACAAACCUAGGAACAAUUUGCGAAGAGCUCCUGGCCACCUCCCUUCCCUGCCAUCUCCUAUCGGAAUAGCUCCUCCAAACAGCUUUUCUUCAGCGUUACAUAAAAACAGCUCUCGGGCAGGCUUGGCACGGAGCCGUGGGGUUGCAUUGCCUGGGGGUGAGCUGUACAUUUCGGGGCUGGCUCUCUUUUUUAUUCCUGUGUUAUUUCUGACCAACUGUUUCAUGAGGUUUGCAAAACGAUAACGGCUCGAUGUUCAGACUCAUCCUUAACAAAAUAAUUGUGUAAAAAAAAAAAUAAAUAAAGGUUUGAUGUUCAGACUGGCAGUAACUACCAUGAAGGAGCCUGUGUGCAUAACCACAACCUAGAAAAAAUAAACCAACUCAGAAGCUGUG
Molecule: messenger RNA, 2558 nt
Organism: Anas platyrhynchos (mallard)
Lineage: Eukaryota; Metazoa; Chordata; Aves; Anseriformes; Anatidae
Product: cytochrome P450 2D6
Biological process (GO): arachidonate metabolic process; xenobiotic metabolic process
Cellular component (GO): cytoplasm; intracellular membrane-bounded organelle
Molecular function (GO): heme binding; oxidoreductase activity, acting on paired donors, with incorporation or reduction of molecular oxygen, reduced flavin or flavoprotein as one donor, and incorporation of one atom of oxygen; iron ion binding
Source: RefSeq, a predicted model, not a curated record